AUGGCAUCCAAGAGAAUACUGAAGGAGCUCAAGGACUUACAGAGAGAUCCACCAACUUCAUGCAGUGCAGGUCCUGUAGGUGAGGACAUGUUCAACUGGCAAGCAACCAUCAUUGGUCCAAAUGACAGUCCUUAUGCUGGUGGUGUUUUCCUCGUCAUCAUCCAUUUCCCUCCUGAUUAUCCCUUCAAACCUCCCAAGCCGUACACAUAG
Sphenostylis stenocarpa is the source of this 210-nucleotide messenger RNA. The record is from the annotation of a GenBank genome assembly. Lineage: Eukaryota; Viridiplantae; Streptophyta; Magnoliopsida; Fabales; Fabaceae.